Messenger RNA from Pristis pectinata (smalltooth sawfish), 3410 nucleotides. Its product is annotated as forkhead box protein N2-like. Gene Ontology annotation, cellular component: nucleus. Gene Ontology annotation, molecular function: cis-regulatory region sequence-specific DNA binding; DNA-binding transcription factor activity. Gene Ontology annotation, biological process: regulation of DNA-templated transcription. NCBI's taxonomy places the organism in Eukaryota, Metazoa, Chordata, Chondrichthyes, Rhinopristiformes, Pristidae. The transcript is spliced from 6 exons. Bases 553 to 1764 code for a protein of 403 amino acids. The record is from RefSeq and is a predicted model, not a curated record.
CGCCGGCCGGCAGCGAGCGCAGAUCCGGCCGAACCUCAGUCACUGAGCCGAGGGGGACUGAGCCAGUGGGGCUCCGGGUGGUCAGUGCCUCCCCCUCCAACCCGCGGAGCCUGGCCCGUGCUAAAGCAUGAAGCACAAGCCUCCAGUUUAUCGCGGAUUAAAAGAUUCCAGACUGGGUUUCACACCCUCCCCAUCCCGCGCUGACAACGAAUGCAACCUUCACCUUGGAAGCGAAACUCGUCCUUGUGUCUCAGCUCUAGGUUCCUGCCGCAGGAACAUUGGCUGCAAUAGUUUUUGUUCAAAACUGAAAAUGCUGGAAACACUCAGCAGGUCAGGCAGCAUCUGCAGAGGGAGAGAGAGAGAGAAAAACAGCUAACAUUUCGGAUUGGAGACCCUUCAGUAAACGACAAACAAACCUGCAGAUGCUGGAAAUCUGAACCAAAAGCUGAAAAUGCCAUGAACACUCAGCGGGUCAGGCAGCGUCUGUGGAGAGAGAACUUUUGACAUGUCAGGAGCGAACAAUUCCGUCUGUUGUCUGUCUGCUGAUCCAAAAUGGAGAGGAUGGCACUCCCAGCAGGAGAGGGGCCGCAGAAGAGAGGCAGCGCCCCUCCCCUCGGGGACUGGCGGGUUGGCCGGGGGAGGGGCUUGGGGCGCCGUGGCCCCUCCCUCCUCAGCAGUCGGCUGGAGGUCGCAGAGGACGAGGAGCUGACCAGCUUGAACUGGCUGCACGAGAGCAAGGACCUGCUGAUGGCCAUGAGCCUGGAUGGGCGACCCCUGGCCAACCCCCUCCCUGCUCAGCCCAAGGAGAAGCAGCCGCUUCCGGUCGCCGAAGGGCAGGCCAAACCUCGGGAGACCAAAAAGCCCCCCUACUCCUGGAACAGCCUGAUCUUCAUGGCGAUCGAGGGCUCACCUCGGAGGUGCCUGCCGGUGAAAGAGAUUUACAAGUGGAUCUUGCAACAGUACCCCUACUUCAAGAGGGCCCCCGGGAGCUGGAAGAAUUCGGUGCGGCAAAACCUGUCCCUCAACAGGUGCUUCAGGAGAGUGGUGAAGUGCAGCAGAGAGGCUUUGGGUAAAGGCUCCUUCUGGUCUGUUGAUAGGGAAUUCAGACCAAGUCUGCUGCAGGCCAUUCGGAAAAGAAACCUGCGGCUCCACAGCCCCAGCCUCAGUUCCAGUGCCACGGUUCAGCAGAACCCAUCCUACAGUCAGAACACAGCCGGACAAGGCCAGGACCAGCCCCCCGUCUCCAGUCAAGUCCACAGCAUUACUCCUGCACUCUUACCUGAUGCGACCAAUACAAUUACCAGUGGAGAGUCCGCCCAGACAAACAGCCGGGACCUAGCACCACGUCCAGUCUGGGGAGACGUCUGUCUCACCAGACACGCACCAGCUGUCUGCGCCAUGCCCAACGGAGACCACAACUACAGCUUGGCGAGGAACAGCGAGUGGCAGGUCUGGCCCCCGGGAGCCAGCGGUCAGGUCCAGGAGCAACACAGAACCGUCUCCGCUAAGGUCGAGCGGGAGGGUGAUGAGGGCAGCGAGGGAUUCGUGAGCGGCAGCGAGUCGGAGACGGAGGACGAGGGGGCCGAGGACUCGCUGGCUGACAGCGGCUACAUCCCACUUGGCGUCCAGCCCCCUUGCGCCACGGAGGGGUUGGGGGGAAGCCCCUGCCUUGGGGAACGGGAGGCGCUGGGCUUCUCAGACAUCGACGAGGAGCUGCAUGAGGUGGCUGGGUCCCUGCUCAACCUGGCUGGGAUCCACAGCUGAAGGAGAGCUUGGGUUGAACACUGGAGGAUUGGGGAGGAGCAGAGAGCUGCAAAUAUUCAACUGACACUACGCAGCCCCACCCCUGGGGGCUCACACUAGCUUCCCCUUCCCCAGCUCCCUGUGACUCCAAGGUUUGGUGAGCUACACCAGCUCAAGAAGGUCCAUGGGCCUGUGUAAUUUAGUACCCCAGUGGGCAGUGCUCCCCGUCCCCAUUCCCCCAUGUUGCUCCAAACCACCCUCCCUUGUAGGAUUUCAUUUUGAACUGAAUCACAAGGAGAAAGAUUUUAAGGAGACAACAAGAGAGUGAAGAUGCUGGAAUCUUUCUCAACCAAACAAUCUACUGGAGGAACUCAGCGGGUUGAAGUUUUGGGUCAAAACCCUGCAGUAGGAUUCAGGGUUUCAACCCGAAACGUUGACAAUUCCUUUGUCCCCACACUUGCUUCUCGGCCCGCUGAGUUCCUCAGGCAGAUUGACUGUUGAGAAAGAUUUUAAACUUGUGCCGUUAUCCUUUUCAGUGCCCAGUAACUUCCUUUCCAACCUCAGAUCUCCUGAUCACUAUGGGCUGUGGCCUUGGUGAAGGAGCAUGGACAGGAGGGAAGAGCUUGGAGCUUGCAUACACUGCUCUGCUCGGACAUAUGGACAGUCACAUUCAUGUACAGUCUCAAUCAGAUAUACACAUGACCAGAUAUACACACAGAACACCACAGCACAGAAAACAGGCCAUUCGGCCCUUCUAGUCUGUGCUAAAAACUUUGUUCCGCUAGUCCCAUUGACCUGUACCCAGUCCAUAACCCGUUCUUGUAUCUAUCCAAUUUAUUCUUAAAACUUAAGAGUGAGCCCGCAGUUACCAUGUCAGACGGCAGCUCGUUCCACACUCCCACCACUCUCUGAGUGAAGAAGCUCCCCCCAAUGUUCCCCCUAAACCUUUCCCCUUUCACCCUAAAGCCAUGUCCUCUCGUACUUAUCUCUCCUAAUCUAGGUGGAAAGAGCCUACUCACAUUUACUCUGUCUAUACCCCUCAUAAUUUCGCAAACCUCCAUCAAAUCUCCCCUCAUUCUUCUGCGCUCCAAGGAAUAAAGUCCUAACCUGUUCAAUCUUUCCCUGUAACUCAACUCCUGAAGACCCGGCAAUAUUCUAGUAAAUCUCCUCUGCACUCCAGUCUUACUGAUAUCCUUCCUAGAGUUAGGUGACCAGAACUGCACACAAUACUCCAAAUUUGGCCUCACCAAUGUCUCAUACAACCUCACCGUAACAUCCCAACUCCUGUACUCAAUACUUUGAUUUAUGUAUGAACGUUCAUGUAAACUCAUGGACAGAUGCAUAUACACAUGAACAGGCAUGCAAACAAUUCCUGAGCAUUCAGUUGACAGGGAUGUGAUGGGCCAACCUAUCUUCUCCUGUGCCAUAGCUUUCUAUAACUUUACAAACUGGCUGAUGUGAAGAAUUCUGAAUCGUCUGUGGCUUUAUACUCAGAUUGAGCAUGAGACUUGGGAGGUUUUCAGCUUUUUGUUUCACCGAAUAUUCAAACAGGUCAGACUGCAAUGAAGUGAGGUGCCUCUCACAGUUUACAGACAGAAGGUGCCAUCAUUGUGCCAAUGGGUGUUUCUGUUUAUUAAAGCAUUCAUGUUCCUGAAAUGAAUAAAAGG